Molecule: messenger RNA, 2674 nt
Organism: Serpula lacrymans var. lacrymans S7.9
Lineage: Eukaryota; Fungi; Basidiomycota; Agaricomycetes; Boletales; Serpulaceae
Exons: 22
Coding region: 1-2316 (771 amino acids)
Biological process (GO): transmembrane transport
Molecular function (GO): oligopeptide transmembrane transporter activity
Source: RefSeq, a predicted model, not a curated record
AUGGCAAAAUGCAACAUAGAUGCAAUUCAAAAGGACGCGAUUGCAUUCGAGAGUCAGCCUGAAGAUGUGUUAAGCCAGGAAAAAGAACUGGAUUCGGAGGUCGCACACAGCGGCAUAGAAACCCCCACAGACAAAGUCAUACAUGGCGCAGAAGAAAUCACUCGGGUUAUCAUAUCUCCGGAUGACCAACCUCAUCUUCCCACUCUCACCUUUCGUUUUUGGGUCCUUGGUAUCGGUUUAUCGAUUUUCGGUUCGGUCCUCUCAGAGAUCUACUUCUGGAAACCUCAGAACGCAACCGUCAGCAACCUCUUCCAGCUCAUUGUUGCAUAUGUUCUCGGGAAUGCAAUGCACUAUGUUAUGCCUUCCAAAGGUAUCUGGCGGUAUCUCAACCCAGGGCCAUUUAACAUAAAGGAGCAUACUUGCAUCACCAUGAUGGCUUCCACCGCUUCUUCUUCCGCUUUCGCCAUCGGCGUCAUUGCCACCCUCGAUCUCUUCUAUAACAUAAAGCUCAACCCCGCUGCCGCAAUUUUCCAGAGCUUCGCCUCGCAGCUCAUUGGAUAUGGAUUUGCGGGAAUAUUGCGAUCACUUUUGGUCUGGCCGACUUAUGCCCUUCAUCCAGCCAAUAUACCUUUGAUAUCCCUUCUUCAAUCGAUGCACUUUGAUGGCCUGCUAAACAAAAAGAAAAUGCAAUACUUCUGGAUCGUGUUUACAUGUAUCUUCAUCUGGGUAAGAAUAUCAGUCUCUUUCUCCAUUCCUUCCCACUUAUUUUUCUGUCCUGCCGUUCAGGAAAUAGUUCCUACUUGGAUUUUCCCCCUCCUUACAUCCUUUUCCGUCAUUUGUCUUGCCGAUACCGGUCAGCACACUGUUGUUCGCAAUCUUUUCGGUGCAGGUUCCUCAAAUGAAGGACUGGGCCUCUUUUCUUUCGGGUUUGAUUGGAUGCUUAUAACCCAGGCCUUCCCGCUCUACUGGCCACUUCAGACGCAGGUGUCCUCUUGGGUUGGAAUAGCUUUGUGUUACAUACUUUUGAUGGGCUGCUAUUAUGGCGACGUGUUUGAAGGCAAGUCAAGAGGCCUCCCAUUUCUGUCAGCAUCGUUAUUUAGUGGAAACGGUUCGCUGUAUGACCAAAGCGCUAUCCUUACACCCGCUAACCAGCUCGACGCUGUAAAGUUCGCCGAGAUUGGCCCUCCCUACAUGACGACAACGUAUGCAAUCUCUCUCCUUACAGCUUACGCCGCCUUGGGUGCUGCCUUUUCGCAUGUCCUGCUGUGGCAUUGGAAAGAGUUAUGGAUGGCAUUCAAGGGUUUCAAUUUCCUCAAAUCUGGUCAGGACUUUGAUGAUGUCCACUACCAGAAAAUGAAAGUCUACAAAGAAGUCCCACAGUGGUGGUAUGGUCUUACAUUCCUCGUAUCCCUUGCGCUCGCCAUUGGAAUGGCAUAUGUCGGGCUAGAAACCCUGCCUUGGUGGUCAGUCAUACUGUUUACCGUCCUGGCUUUUAUCAUUUCAAUCAUUCUUGGUUUUAUUUUUGCCGUGACAGGGUUUCAAAUACCUACCUUUGGUGUUGUACAAGUUAUUGCCGCCUAUGUCCACCCACAACAACCGAUACAGAACAUGUAUGCGAAGCUAUACGGCUACAAUACUGGAUAUCAAACUCUCUACAUGCUCGCGGACCUGAAGCUCGGUCAGUACGCUAAAGUUCCCCCAAGAGCAACUUUCAUAUCUCAGAUUGCUGGCACAAUUCUUGGCGCUGGAUUCAAUUACAUUUUGUACAAGUCUAUCGUAGACGCACACCGUGCUGAUCUGAUCAAUCCAAUUGGUACACGUAUAUGGUCAGGGUGGAACUCGCAAGAUAUCAAUUCCGCUGCGAUUACCUGGGGUGCACUAUCCAAAGAGCUUUAUAGUCCCGGAAAGAUGUAUUUCCAGAUCCCGAUGGGUCUUCUAUACGGCUUUCUCGCACCCUUCCCGUUAUACUUCCUUCACAGACUGUUCCCUAAACAAAAGAUAUGGUCCUAUCUCAAUGUGCCUGUCAUUAUCACAUAUUUGGGCUGGCUUACGUAUUCAGUGAAUGGGGCAUGGUGGCCUGGGUUUGUUAUUGGCUUGUGGACGCAAUGGUGGGUGAGGACGCGGAAACCAAGGUGGUACAACAAAUAUAAUUUCCUCACUUCUGCAGCUCUGGAUGGUGGGUCAUCGAUCGUGUAUUUUAUCCUCAGCUUUGCGGUAUUUGGUGCGAGUGGGCAGGGUAUCAACUUUCCAUUCUGGUGGGGUAAUCCAGAUCCAGCUAUGAUGAGUGUUGAUCACUGUGCAAUGAGCUCGGGAUGAUGCAAGGCCACCAUACUAGGAAGGUGUAGUAUUUUAUAAACCCUCGUAGCAACGACUGUUCACCCCAGAGCUUCUAUUUUGGUUUAUAUUAGAUCUCUCUGAAUCUGAGGAGAGUCAAACGACAUACCCACACUGGCGAUAGCACUGUCCGCGAAAGCAUUUGUCAGACAUGGGGAUGCAUGAGACGCCGUUCUAUGCAUACACAACGACGUCAGCUUAUCGAUGUAGUAAGAGGUCAUCUUACAACUUUGGACUCAUGUUCUUAUCAAGCAAGGCAACGACAUCUGAUAUCAAUUCGACAAAUACAUGUAUAGGUUGUGGCGCGGCAUAUAACUCUGGUAAUACUAGCAUUGUCACG